This is a messenger RNA of Ascoidea rubescens DSM 1968, 1080 nucleotides long. RefSeq names its product Gti1/Pac2 family protein. The record is from RefSeq and is a predicted model, not a curated record. The transcript has a single exon. The coding region runs from base 29 to 1072 and encodes 347 amino acids. Lineage: Eukaryota; Fungi; Ascomycota; Saccharomycetes; Ascoideales; Ascoideaceae. Gene Ontology annotation, molecular function: DNA binding.
AUUAUCUCAAAUAACAAUACCAACAGAAAUGGAAACUUAUAACGGUGUUAUACUAACCCCCCAAGACGCCAUUCUCCUAAUGGAGGCAACUAGAAUAGGUCUUCUACCAAGAGUCACCAGAAGACUAACUGAACUAGAAAGGAAAUCAAUUAAGUCUGGCUCAGUUUAUGUUUGGGAUGAAAAAGAAGCUGGUAUGAGACGCUGGACUGAUGGUAGAUCCUGGUCUGCUUCAAGAGUAUCUGGCUGCUUUUUAACCUAUAAAGAAAUGGAAGGAAAAAGGAUUGAAGAUCACCGGCAAAAUCGUCAUCUUAAUGGCUCAAUUCAAGCCUAUAAAUAUAAAUUAGAUGGCCUAAUUAAAUCAAGUUUUUCUUUAACAACUCACGAUGGUAGAAAGUUGCACUUGAUUUUUUAUUUUAAACAGUCUGACUUCAAUUCAACUAACUAUUUCGAUCAAACCCCAACAAGAGAUAUAAGAUUGAAAAAUAUCAUCAUUCCCCCCAAGAUUUAUCCAGAUUACUCAACCAACGGAACCCCAGUGGUGAACAAUAACGCUGAAAACAAUAACGCUGAAAACAAUAACACCAAUCCUUCUCCAUACGAUAUUCAAAACCAAAAUAACAGAAUAGUCGCAAAUGUCAGAAUACCUCUAUUAAAUGAUUUUAAUCUUGAUUCAACCUACUUUAACCCUAGAUACUUGCCAAACUCAAAAAAUUUAAAUCGCGAAAUAAAUCACAAUAAUCACUAUCCCUAUCAAUUGCAGCAAUGUCAUGUCCAGAUGCAGCAUCAACACCAGUACCAACACCAACACCAAUAUCAAAAUACAACCCAAAAUCAGAAUAACUCAAAUUACUAUUCUCCACCAAAACCAGUAGCAAUUCUACCAAAUACUGAUUACUAUUAUUCAAAUAAUCAACAUUAUCACAUCAAAUCUUCAUACAACAUAAAUCUCCCUCAAAAUUCCAACAUCUCAUUACCUCCUCUAAGAUCUAUUACAAACGGUAUUCCAUCCUUUAAUUCAUUAUCAAAAGAUAUCGAUAAUCAGCUUUUGACCAGUUUAAACAGAUCCUUUUGAUUCUCUUA